UCUCUCCCCAGCCGCAUGCAGGUGCGUCUGGGUGAGCACGAUAUUACCGCCAACGAGGGCACUGAGCAGUUUAUCGACUCAGUAAAGGUCAUCAUGCACCCCAGUUACAACAGCCGCAACCUGGACAACGACAUCAUGCUGAUCAAGCUGAGCAGGCCCGCCUCCCCGAACAGCUAUGUGAGCACUGUGGCUCUGCCCUCCAGCUGUGCCAGCUCUGGCACCCGCUGUCUGGUCUCUGGCUGGGGCAACGUAUCCGGCAGCAGCAGCAACUACCCCGACACUCUGAGGUGCCUGGAUCUCCCCAUCCUGAGCAGCAGCAGCUGCAACAGCACCUAUCCUGGACAGAUCACCUCCAACAUGUUCUGUGCUGGCUUCAUGGAGGGAGGCAAGGACUCUUGCCAGGGAGAUUCCGGUGGCCCUGUGGUGUGCAAUGGUCAGCUGCAGGGUGUUGUGUCCUGGGGUUACGGCUGUGCCCAGAGGAACAAGCCUGGUGUCUACACCAAGUUCUGCAACUACAAAUCCUGGAUCAGCAGCACCAUGUCCUCCAACUAAUUGAUCUAGACAUAUUCUCUAAGACAGAAAUACAUGAUAACAAC
Molecule: messenger RNA, 596 nt
Organism: Oncorhynchus nerka (sockeye salmon)
Lineage: Eukaryota; Metazoa; Chordata; Actinopteri; Salmoniformes; Salmonidae
Product: trypsin-3-like
Exons: 3
Coding region: 16-552 (178 amino acids)
Biological process (GO): proteolysis
Molecular function (GO): serine-type endopeptidase activity
Source: RefSeq, a predicted model, not a curated record